GUGGGGAGGGCGAAGUGAAACAUUAAAAGGCAGCGUGAGACUCUAACCCGCACGGAACAGCCGGGCGACAGGUGUCAUCGAGAAGACUGGGCAGGCAGGUCUCGCUAGCCCACAUCAGCCUCGCGGCAGCAGGUUUUACAAAGAAGGAGUGAACUAUUCUACUUAUAGAUUUUUUCUAUUUUUUCCUGUAAGUCAAAACAACUCAACAUGGAGGCCUAAAACCCUUAAAGGGACUUAGUCUAAUCUCUGGGAGGUAGUUUUGUGCAUGAAUAAACAAAUUAAGUAGUUAACUAGAGUUUGUGGCAUCCAAAGAAAGUUAUAAUUUUAAAAAAUAUGAUCUAGUUAUAUGAGGUAUAACUAUAAAGUAAUACUGAGUUUGAUUUUGAAUUUGACUGUGGAGAAGUGAUUUUACUUAGGACACAUUUUAAAGUACUCUUCAAAACUGGCUGGGUAAUCUCCCACUGUUCUGCUGUGUGGAAUAGAAAAAAGUGCCCGAGUUUGUUAAAGAUUUAAAAAUGAAUGACAGUUAUCUAGAACAAAGAGUUAAUACUCUACCCUCUACUAAAUUAGAGAAAUAUGCAAACGAGGCCUUUGACAUGUUAAAAGAUUUCUACAAUGACAAAGAGAUGUCAAGAACAAAACUUUUUGAUACAUACAAUAAAUUUAGAGAAAGUAGGAAAGAUGAACUUGAUGACUGGUGAAGAAAUGAUCUAACCAUUGAUAAAACUAUUGGUAUUUUAGUUUGUUCAAAUAGGCUAUUAUCUCUGAGAAUGAUAAGAAUGAUGGCUAGAUGGUUACAUUUUAGUAAAGGAACAAACUUAUUCAGAAAUAAAAUUUACACAGAGACAAUAAUACGCACCAAGAAGGUUUUUAUAAGGAUGUGUAAAAAUUUUGACCAGUGAAAGGAAACUGAAAUUAGAUACAAUAACUCACCUUUGAGAGGUUUCUUUUGUCACCUAGAAAAUAAAGCAUUAAAGUCUGCAGUAGAAAAUUCUAGCAUUAAAAAAAAAAAAGAAAAAGAAAAUAAAAAUCCCAACAUCUGCAGGACGGAGAAAGUGUGCUUGCAAAUCACUGCUAGAAAAACCAUGGUGAUUUUUUUUAUUGGUCAUUGCUGGUGUUAUAGAUGCAGAACCUAUUCACUAAUAGCUAGUCAUAAUCAAGAUAUUCUAAAUUUUCAGAAGGUCGCUGCUGUUCAAAAGAAGUGGACUGUGACAAAGUAAAUUCCCUGAUAUUUUAUUUAAAAUAGAAUGUCUAAUUUGCUAAGAUCUAAUGGUAUCACGAUUGCAAAGCAACCAGGUUCCUAUUUAUUUAUGGGAAUUAUUAUUUAAUAAAUUUUAAAACCAGGCCUUAGAUAUAUCAGUUAAUCCAGUUUCUACUUAAGCUCUAUCUGGAAAUUUUUUUUUGAUUUCUGUGUUCUCCCUAUUAAAAUAAUUGUAGGAAGAAAAACUACUUAAUUUGAGUAAGAUUUGCAAUAUAUUAUAUUUCAUUGAAUCUAGGAUGUCAUCAAUUGUAAGAUAUACCAUUAUUUUAUGUACCUCUAAGAAAUAAAAAUGCUGCUAAUUAAAAUAUAGCAUUAAUAUAUGCAUCUUAGAAUCAGGGAAAUAUGGUAAUGCAUUCUUUUUCUCUUAUGCUUCCUCCCCACCCCCAGCUACCAAAUUUCACAAUUUAAAUAAAGCUAAAUAAACAUAGCUUGAAUAUUUUUUUCUGUAGAGUACUUAUUGAGCAUAACUUUCCACCAUCAGAGCAAGCUAGCUGUGUGAGUCAGACAUUUUAUCUUUCUGCUGGCUGAAUGUCACUGAAGCAUUCUAGUGGAGAAGUUGACCUACCUGUGGAAAUGCCUGACACUAAAUGGCAUCUUGCUGACCUAAAACAGUCUACACUUUUAUGAAGGGUUUUAAUUUUCAUCACAAGGUACUGUGUAACAUCAUGUUUUACCCUGUAUGAUUAUACAAAGGUGCUGUUAUGCAUAAUUGUCCCUUAAGACGUAUUAGUAUAAGAUUUUAAUCUCACUGUGCUAAAAUCCUGAAGGCACAGGAGAAAGAACAAAAGAUUUCUGUUCUAGGUGUUCAACCUAGUACUAAAACUAACAAAAAUCAAAAGCCAUGCACAAAACUACCUCCCUAGAGAAAGACUAGUCCCUUUUCCUCCCCAUCCAUUUCUUUAUGAACAUAGUAGAAAACAGCGAAUUCUUAUCCAAUUUGAUGAAAAGUGCCAACAUGUUUGAAAUGAAAUAUGACCUUUCUUGUGAACUAUAUCGGAUAUCUACAUAUUCAACUUUCCCCGCCGGUGUUCCUGUGUCAGAAAGGAGCCUUGCUCGUGCUGGUUUUUAUUAUACUGGUGUGAAUGACAAGGUCAAGUGCUUCUGUUGUGGCCUGAUGCUGGAUAACUGGAAACAAGGAGACAAUCCCAUUGAAAAGCAUAAAAUGUUGUAUCCUAGCUGUAGCUUUGUUCAGAAACUAUAUUCAGGUAACAUUUCAGGAGCCAAUUCUCAGCUUAAUAUGCCUUCUCCAGUAACAAAUUCCACACAUUCAUUACUUCCAAGUUCGGAAAACAGUGAUUAUUUCAGUGGCUCUUAUUCAAGCUUUCCCUCAAGUCCUGUAAACUCUGAACCAAAUCAAGAUAUUUCUGCCUUGAGGAGAAGUCCCAACCAUUGUAUAAUGAACACCGAAAACAACAGAUUACUUACUUUCCAGAUGUGGCCACUGACCUUUCUGUCGCCAAGAGAUCUGGCAAAAGCAGGUUUUUACUACAUAGGACCUGGAGACAGAGUGGCUUGCUUUGCCUGUGGUGGAAAACUGAGCAACUGGGAACCAAAGGACGAUGCUAUGUCAGAACACCUGAAACACUUCCCCAAAUGCCCGUUUUUAGAAAGUCGACCUCAAGACACUUCAAGAUACAGUGUUUCUAAUCUAAGCAUGCAGACUCAGGCAGCCCGUUUUAGAACAUUCUGUAACUGGCCUUCUAGUGUUCCUGUUCAUCCUAAUCAACUUGCAAGUGCAGGUUUUUAUUAUAUGGGUCACAAUGAUGAUGUCAAAUGCUUUUGCUGUGAUGGCGGACUAAGGUGCUGGGAAUCUGGAGAUGACCCGUGGGUGGAACAUGCCAAAUGGUUUCCAAGGUGUGAGUACUUGAUACGAGUUAAAGGACAAGAGUUCGUCAGUCGAAUUCAAGCCAGUUACCCUCAUCUACUUGAACAACUGUUAUCUACUUCAGACAAUCCAGAAGAUGAAAAUGCAGAGUCACCAAUUAUUCAUUAUGGAACAGGAGAAAACCACUCAGAAGAUGCAGUCAUGAUGAAUAUACCUGUGGUUAAAGCUGCUUUGGACAUGGGCUUUUGUAGAAGACUGGUAAAACAGACAGUUCAGAGUAAAAUUCUAACAACUGGCGAGAAUUAUAAAGUCGUCAGUGAUCUUGUAUUAGAUUUACUUAAUGCUGAAGAUGAAAUAAGGGAAGAGGAGAAAGAAAGAGCAACUGAGGAAGAAGAAUCAGAUGAUCUAUUAUAUAUCCGGAAGAAUAGAAUGGCACUUUCUCAACAUCUGACUUGUAUGCUUCCAAUCCUGGAUAGUCUUCUAAUUGCCAGAGUGAUUAAUGAACAAGAACAUGAUGUUAUUAAACAGAAAACGCAGACAUCUUUGCAAGCAAGAGAGCUGAUUGAUACUAUUAUAGUGAAAGGAAAUUUUGCAGCCACCAUAUUCAGAAACUCUUUACAAGAAACUGACCCCAUGUUAUACAAGCGUUUAUUUGUGCAACAGGACAUAAAGUACAUUCCCACAGAAAAUGUCUCAGAUUUACCAAUGGAAGAACAAUUGAGGAGACUACAAGAAGAAAGAACAUGUAAAGUGUGUAUGGACAAAGAAGUGUCCAUAGUGUUUAUUCCUUGUGGUCAUCUAGUAGUAUGCAAAGACUGUGCCCCUUCUCUAAGAAAAUGUCCUAUUUGUAGAGGUACAAUCAAGGGUACAGUUCGUACAUUUCUUUCAUGAAGAUGAUCCAAAACUUUAGAAUUAUGGAUUAGAUGUACUAUAGUUUUAACUUUUAUACUGAUUUGGUUUCCUUAAUUUUAAAAUUUAUUUACAACUCAAGAAAAUUUUGUUUUAUACAAAUAUAUAUUUAUAUAAAUAUAUAGCUAACACAUAUAAACAUAUUUCAGAUACAAGAGAUAGGCUUUAUUUUGUUCUUAAGGACAAAAAUAGGGAUAGCACUACAAGUACAAUACUAAAUCAAAAUUUCAGCACUACUAAAAUUGUAACUGAAGUAAAAUUUAGUAUUUUUAAAUUAACCCUUCAGAAUUUUAAGUAUUUUGGAAUUAUAUCAAGAACCAUGGACACAGAUCCUCUGCCUCAUCUGAUCAGUAUCCUGUACACAGAAGGUUUUGAUAUUUGUUAAAUGACUUUUUAUGGAAGUGAUGUUUUGGUAAAGAAUUCUGUGAGGAACCUUUUAAUAAAGCAAUCAGAAUUACUAUUGUUCUUAAUAUUUUUCAUUUCUGUGAUAUCAGAUAAUUUAGUCACUCCUAGGCUCCUUCUUUAACCAACUU
Messenger RNA from Molossus molossus (Pallas's mastiff bat), 4528 nucleotides. RefSeq names its product baculoviral IAP repeat-containing protein 3-like. The record is from RefSeq and is a predicted model, not a curated record. The transcript has 9 exons. Gene Ontology annotation, biological process: negative regulation of apoptotic process; regulation of cell cycle. Gene Ontology annotation, molecular function: cysteine-type endopeptidase inhibitor activity involved in apoptotic process. NCBI's taxonomy places the organism in Eukaryota, Metazoa, Chordata, Mammalia, Chiroptera, Molossidae. Gene Ontology annotation, cellular component: spindle microtubule; cytoplasm; nucleus. The coding region runs from base 2163 to 3977 and encodes 604 amino acids.